CAUUCCUGGUCGAGGCCCCUGCCAGCCACCACCCUCCCUCCGCCCAGCACGGAGACUGCUGCCCAGGCGGCCGCUUCCUGAACAGUGGCCACAGGGGGAGGGGCCCAGAUGAGACUGAGCGCAGCAGGGAGCCCAAGGGCCCCUUGCAAGGGGCACAGGGCCCCCCCCCCCGGGCUCUCCCCAUCUGCACCUGCCCAGCCCAGCCCUGCCGACUUGUGUACUCCCCUCCCAGCAAGCCCAUCUUCCAGGCACACCCCCGUGCCCCUGUCCUCCUCUGCACAGGAAGGGGGGGCUCCCACUCUACACAGGCCCAAUUCCAGUCCAUGCGGCCAUCCCUGUAUUGAACACACCCCGGAGCAUGCAAAACGGGAAUGGCGGGGUGGGGGUGGGGGUGGGGGGGUUCCCAGAGCAGGGAUACAGGCAGAAGCUGGGAAAGAGGAGGGUCCCGGGCAGAGAGUACAGCUGACGCCAGAAUGUGUGCCACCGGGUGACCCCACACACGACUCCACCCCUCAGGGCUCCUCUGUACCCCCUCCCCACUCUGCCUGGCACAAAAGGCUCAAGUGUACACAGGAGGGAGAGACAGACAAACAGGGUGUGGCCAGGCACCAGGGCCAGGGCAUCUGAGUUAACUUGAUCGUGCCAGGGGAGAAGACCAGCCUGGGUCAUGGGUCCCACUUGUGACCCACUCCUGCUCACCUCCCCACCCCCCCAGCUGAGGGAGAGGGAGGGAGCUGCAGAGCCCUGGUACCACCCAUCAGGGGAUUCCCGCUUCCCCGCGUCCCCAGAGGAAGCGAGAUGCUCCAGGCUUCUUCAGCGUGGCGCGAGAAGGCAGAGGGACGAGGGCCCCUGCUCCGUGCGGCCUCCGGGGGCUGGGAGGCGGGGAGGAGGGCGGGCCGGCGCGGGGGAGGGGCCGCCGCCACUAUAAAGGCCCGGCCCGCGGCCCAGCUCCAGCCCGGGACGCACACGUGCGCGCGGCGCCGCAGCCGCCACCGCGGGCCACCGAGACCCGCGCCUCCCCGGCCCCCCGGGCGGCCGCGCGGCUGGCGGCAUGCGCUGCGCAAGGCGGAGCUGACGGCGCGCCCGCCGGCCCCAUGUCCUUCGCCAUGCUGCGCUCGGCGCCGCCCGGCCGCUACCUGUACCCCGAGGUGAGCCCGCUGUCGGAGGACGAGGACCGUGGCAGCGAGAGCUCGGGCUCCGACGAGAAGCCCUGCCGCGUGCACGCGGCGCGCUGCGGCCUCCAGGGCACCCGGAGGCGGGCCGGGGGCAGGCGGGCGGGGGGCGGCGCCCCGGGGCCCGGGGGGCGGCCGGGCCGCGAGCCCCGGCAGCGGCACACAGCGAACGCGCGCGAGCGGGACCGCACCAACAGCGUGAACACGGCCUUCACGGCUCUGCGCACGCUCAUCCCCACGGAGCCGGCCGACCGCAAGCUCUCCAAGAUCGAGACGCUGCGCCUGGCCUCCAGCUACAUCUCGCACCUGGGCAACGUGCUGCUGGUGGGCGAGGCCUGCGGCGACGGGCAGCCGUGCCACUCGGGGCCUGCCUUCUUCCACGCUGCGCGCCCCGGCAGCCCCCCGCCACCGCCCCCACCACCCCCCACCCGCGACGGCGAGAACGCCCAGCCCAAACAGAUCUGUACCUUCUGCCUCAGCAACCAGAGAAAGUUGUUUCGGCUGUGCAGCACCGUGCUCUCUUCCCCAAAGUGCACGGGGACGCCGGGAGCAAGGACCGAGACAGAAAGACUACGAUUCGGAGUUAGAGGCGACGCCGCUGGGCUCUCCACAGAGAGCCCCCCCGUGGACCCGACUCAGGCACAGGCCUCCUGUGAGGGCGCCUCAGGCUCCUCUGGGGCCAAUGGACGGACAAGCGGCGGCAGGACUCUGCACUGGCCCAGCUGGCCCAGGUCCACUGGAACCUUCUGUGCUGGCUUCCUACCUGGGUUUUCUUCUGGUCACUACGUGCUGGUAUUUUGUGUCUUUGAUAUGAUAAUAUAAAGUCUGGAAACUUUGUAUAAUUAAAAACAAAACAAUAUCGUCCAA
This is a messenger RNA of Acinonyx jubatus (cheetah), 2039 nucleotides long. RefSeq names its product scleraxis bHLH transcription factor (gene SCX). The record is from RefSeq and is a predicted model, not a curated record. Bases 1095 to 1994 code for a protein of 299 amino acids. Gene Ontology annotation, molecular function: DNA-binding transcription factor activity, RNA polymerase II-specific; RNA polymerase II transcription regulatory region sequence-specific DNA binding; protein dimerization activity. NCBI's taxonomy places the organism in Eukaryota, Metazoa, Chordata, Mammalia, Carnivora, Felidae. Gene Ontology annotation, biological process: regulation of transcription by RNA polymerase II; developmental process. The transcript is spliced from 3 exons.